UGUGUAGUGGUGGAGGAUCUGAGAACAGCCUUGUUCAAGCUGGAGAACAGAGUCCAGGUUCUGGAGAGAAGCCCAGCUGUUCCCUGUGCAAGGUGGGCGGUGACUGUUCAGUCUGUGAAGGUAGAGGAGGAGGAUGAUGAUGAUAUGGACCUCUUUGGGAGUGAUGAGGAGGAGGAUGAAGAGGUAGAGAGGCUGAAGGAGGAGAGAAUCGCUGCCUACGCUGCCAAGAAGUCCAAGAAACCAGCGCUCAUCGCCAAGUCCUCUAUCCUGCUGGAUGUCAAGCCUGUACGUUGUCCCUCUGUUCCAUGUCCCCUGUCCUCUGUCCUUCUAUCCUGCUGGAUGUCAAGCCUGUACGUUGUAGUUGUCCCUCUGUUCAUGUCCCUGUCCUCUGUCUUUUAUCCUGCUGGAUGUCAAGCU
Messenger RNA from Salvelinus sp. IW2-2015, 417 nucleotides. RefSeq names its product elongation factor 1-delta. NCBI's taxonomy places the organism in Eukaryota, Metazoa, Chordata, Actinopteri, Salmoniformes, Salmonidae. Gene Ontology annotation, biological process: translational elongation. Gene Ontology annotation, molecular function: guanyl-nucleotide exchange factor activity; translation elongation factor activity. Gene Ontology annotation, cellular component: eukaryotic translation elongation factor 1 complex; cytosol. The record is from RefSeq and is a predicted model, not a curated record.